CUGUUUUCAUGCCACAGCAGCCCUGUGCGUGUUCCCGCUCCGUCGAGCACGCCCCCGCCCAGUAGCAGCGUGCACAUCGUGUGCGCGCAGGACCCUUCCCUAGACUACAAGACAGUACCAAACCCAGCCUGGAGCCUGACGCAGGGUAGCGCACCCAGAGAACAGAGAGAGAGAGAGAGAGAGAAGAUGGACGGAGUGGGAUCGUUCGGAGCGGGCCUGGCGGGUGCUGCCUUCGACCCGGUUUCCUUCAUCAAGCAGCCGACCACCAUCCUCAGGGUCUUGUCCUGGGUAUUCUCCCUGGUGGUGUUUGCCUCUAUAGUGAACGAGGGGUAUGUGAACCUGGGUAGUGAACGUCUCCACUGUGUGUUCAAUAAGAACGCUGAUGCGUGUAACUACGGAGUGUUCUGUGGUCUGGUGGGCUUGUUGCUGUGCUCCUUCUUCUUCCUGUUGGAUGUGAAGUUUCAACAGAUCAGCUCUAUUAAGGACAGGAAGAAGGCUGUGAUGCUGGAGGUCGGGGUUUCAGGUUUCUGGACGUUCCUGUGGUUUGUGAGUUUCUGUUUCCUGGCCAAUCAGUGGUCUAGGACCGCCCCUGAGGACCUGCCACUCAACCAGGGGGCUGACGCAGCCAGGGCCUCUAUCGCCUUCUCAUUCUUCUCCAUCCUCACCUGGGCUGGUCUGACUGUGCGUGCAGUCCAGAAAUAUCUCCUGGGAACAGACAUGACCCUCUUCACCACCGACCAUCUGGACGGAGUCGCCCCGGUAACACCAUACCCCCCCACCACCACCGGGGGCACCAUCGAGCCCAGCGACAACUACCAGAGCCCCCCGUUCACAGAGGGGCUGGAAGCCCCUGCCCCCACAUACCAGGUCCCCAUAUACUAGUCCCUCUCUGUCCCCACAUACCAGGACCCCAUAUACUAGUCCCUCCCUGUCCCCACAUACCAGGUCCCCAUAUACUAGUCCCUCCCUAGUCCCCACCUCCCUGUCCCCCUAGUCCCUCCCUGUCCCCAUAUACCAGGUCCUAUCCACUAGAGAACAUAGUGCUGGAAGCGCUGAAGGGGACCUAGUUACAUGUACAGUCCCUCCAUGGUAAUGUUUUUAAGGGGAUGUUCUGUUCUUGGGUUCGGUGUUAUCUGCAUGUUCUGUAAGACUGACUAAGUGCCAAACUGUCUUGUGUGUCUGACAGUGACUGUAGAUAGUAACUUUCACCACUAUGAUGUUAACGUGACCAAGUGCAAUAUCUCCCUCCACCCAGUAGCCACUCUGCCGACCAGUCAUACACUAUUCCCUAUGUAGUGCAUUAAUGAUGGCCAGCUGAGCCUUUACCACCAGUGCACUUUGUAAGGUAAUAGUGGUUUCAGAUGCGCCCUAAACUAAUGUGUGCAAACAUCACAGAAGAUUCUGACUUGUUUAUGUUUACAUUCUAGAAGUGGUUUGUUUACGUUCUAGAAGUGGUUUGAUUACAUUUAGAAGCUAUUUAUUUACGUUCUAGAAGCUGUUUGUUUACGUUCUAGAAGUGGUUCGUUUACAUUUAGAAGCUGUUUAUUUAUGUUCUAGAAGCUGUUUGUUUACGUUCUAGAAUCUUUUUAUGUUUAUUUUCUAGAAACUGUUUGUUUACAUUCUAGAAGCUGUUUGUUUACAUUCUAGAAGCUGUUUUUACAUUCUAGAAUACUUUUAUGUUUCUUUUCUAGAAGCUGUUUGUCAUUCUGGAAGCUGCCAAACUGCCCUGCUAGUUGUCUUCCUUCACAGAGCAUCAGUCAGUCAGCUACCCAGAGAUAAACUAGACAUACCAUGAUGGCUCUUUAUUACUGUAUAUACCCUGGGUCUGGGUCUCUCUAAAUCUGCUCUGUGGAAUACAACCGUGCCCAUUGUUACCAUGGUGACAACACACCCACACACACUCACUAGUGAACCUCACUGCCCAGUGUGUGUGUCUGGUGUGUGUGUGUGUGGUAUUUGUUGUUUCAGGUCUGAAGAAAAAGAAAGACAAGUAAAGCGUUCUUCUGUUGGUGGUGUUCCGGAACAGAGGUGUUCCGGAACAGAGGUGUUCCGGAACAGUCUGUCUCACCAUCUUGUACAGUGUCUCUAGGUGAAGCCUAGACAUUACAUGUCACUGUCUGUAUUGACAGUCAUAUUACAUAUUAUAUUACAAUUCAAGAGGUUUUGUGUUUGUUGAUAUAACAGUCAACAGAUGAAUAUAAUGCUGAACAUAACUGACCUCCAGAAAGCCUCGUCUGUGGUGCCAUCUGCUCCUUGUAACACUAGCGGUGUAACAGCGCCCUCUAGCUGCCGAGGGACUCGAGCUUUUAAAGGCCCAAUGCUGCAGCUAUUUUUUAUCUGAAUAUCAAAUCAUUUCUGACGAAUUAGUACAUUUCUGUGAUUCCUUUUGACCAUUUUAAUUGAAAACAAACAAAAAAAUAGCUUCUUAGCAAAGAGUAAUAUCUCAAGCAAUAAUUUUGCUAGGACUGUCGGAGUGCUGAGGUGGAAACUAGCUGUUAUUGUCAGAGAGAUUUCAAACUCUCUUAUUGGUCUAUUAACGAAUUAACCGCCUGGUGACGUCACCAGGCAGGCCAAAACUCCAUCCCACCAAAACAGACUGAAAUUUCAGACGGUCUUUUCAAACAGCUCUUCAACUAAAACGGCGUUAUGAAUUUCACAGUAUUAUUCCAACAUCAUAGCGUGGAAAUAUAUCAAACACAGGAACGUUUUUGACUGCCUUGGGCCUUUAAAAUAAGUUUAAAAGUGAUGAAUGUAAUAUUGUGUGGGCAAAAUGUUCUGUUGAAUUCUGUGUAAUUGUGAAUUUUGAUUUAAAGAGCCGUUUGUUUUGAUUUUAAAAUUCAUUUGAUCUGAAUUGAUAUGGAAAAACGUUGAUUUACCCCUAAAAAAAACCCUGAAAGGUUGAAUAAAUUGACUUACACAUAGGACCUACAGUAUAAUGAACGGAGUUCUAUGUUCAGAUAAAGAGGAUUUUCAGUAUGUAGAUCAGGGACGGGCAACUCAAGGAUGGCCAAUAUACAGUACCAGUCAAAAGGUUGGACACACCCACUCAUUCCAGGGUUUUUAUUUAUUUGUAAUACUAUUUUCUACAUUGUAGAAUAAUAGUGAAGACAUCAAAACGAUUAAAUACUCCCUAUUAAUGUAGAAUGUCCUCUGGGUCUAAUAGACCUAUUAAGGAUUAAUCGUAUAACUUUUCAAAUGUAUUCCCUUUUAAAUGUGGCGUAAACACAACCAGUCAUGUUUUCAGCUGAUUGUCAAACAAUCACUUCCCUAAAAGGUGCUCCUGUUGGCUUGCCGCGCAUGUUUGUCCACUGUGCGCCGGUCGUUUGAUGAAUGGAAAGAGAUCUGUUACAAAAUAAACGAGAAGUGUAAUGACAUUCAGUGAUUGUCGAUGGUAACCAUUAGGCUUGUAGUCUGAAUUGAUGCGUCCGCUGCUGUAAGAGCGCGUCUGUCUCUCUGCCUUGGUAGACAUGUUGUCGAACGCAAUUUGGAGGGAAUACUGCCCGUUUUAAUGUCAAUUCGCUCAUUUUCAUGCAGCUGACAUGCGGUAAUGCUAAUCCUUAAGAGUUUGAGUUUAGUGCGUCAAUCUCUGUAACAUAAUACAAAAAUCCCCAUCUAAAUGUGUCAGUUUAAAGAUAGAGAUGGUUAUUUUUGCCUGGGCUCAAUGCACCGCAUCCUCCUGUCGGGAUUCCGCAUCAGCGGGGGAAGGUGGCCGAGCUAAAGCAGUGUUUGACAGAACAUGAGACAUCCCGAAAAUCAGAGAACCGUUUGGGCUUCUCCGUUUAGCUCUACGAACCCCACAAGUGUCAGGACUC
Messenger RNA from Oncorhynchus mykiss (rainbow trout), 3812 nucleotides. RefSeq names its product synaptogyrin 3a (gene syngr3a). NCBI's taxonomy places the organism in Eukaryota, Metazoa, Chordata, Actinopteri, Salmoniformes, Salmonidae. The record is from RefSeq and is a predicted model, not a curated record. Gene Ontology annotation, cellular component: synaptic vesicle membrane; neuromuscular junction.